UACUGAGAGAGACGUGUUUGUCGACUUCUGAUAUAUCUCAUAUAUAACAUUGCGUGAAGUUGAGACAAAAGUAUUGUUCAGUUGCCGACUAUUUUCAUUUCACGUUUUAUCAUUGUUUCUAAGAACACUUAAGUGUUAAUUAUUAGAUAUGUUUCGAUAUGGAUUUUUGAAUUCAGCAAUAUUCUUUCAUUAAUUGUCGUCAUUUAGACAAUGAUAUGAUAAUUUGAAUUAGGGAAAUUGUAUUUUAUAUUUUCCGAAGCUAAAACGGAGUGGUUUAUCAAAUAGUUAGUGUGUUUAAUGCAUGAUAUUGCAUAAUGUGUGUUAAAAUACAAAUAUGGAUCUUUUAUUAUCCUCAUAUUUGAUAUAAUCAACUACGCAAGGCCAAGCUGACUUUAUGUGAUCGUGUUAUUUUAAAAACGAGAACUAAUUAUUUCUUUAUAGUUGAUGUGCGUGUUGAAGAAAUGGAAUUAUAACAACAAAGGACAAAAAUCAUCAAAAUGCUUAAAGAAAUAGGUGUUCUGUUCUUCUUCAAAUUGGUUUUAAUUUGCGUGGUUGAGAGCAGCUGUCCCCUUGACUGGUCAUUGUCUGAGGUGAUGAAAUGUUUGAAAAAUAUUACGUACGGCGUAAAUGGUACCAACAUACUAGCAGGAACAGAUACAACUACUAUACGCAAGUUUUGUACGGACGGUACUUUAAACCAUUCCGUUGAAUGUUUAGAUAAUUUGUACUCUAAUUGUGGACCUAGUGAAUCCCUCGUGAAGAUGGCAGUGCCAAAGCUAUGGAGAUCCUCUAUAGAUAAAUUAUGCAGUUCACUUUCGGAACAUGCGGUAUAUAGUACAUGUAUUGUACAUUUACGGCCAAAGAUUAAAAGCUGCCUCAUUCACAACGACAAGAUAUUCCAGGGAAGCAUACGUCCUUCGGAUACAUGGAAAACACUUAAAAUAAAGAUUUGUGGUUAUUUUGAAGGAAUGAGAAUCUGCACGUCAAGACCAGUGAUUGAUGAUUGUGAUGAUGGUGUUGGAAACACAUUAAGUGAUUUUAUGUCUAGUAUAGCUCCACACAUGUGUUACACAGACGACAAUUAUAUGAAUGCAGGGAGCCAGACAGCUCCUAAUACAUAUCUGUUUAAUAGUACAUGUUACAAACUUUUAUCACUUUUAUCAUUUUGGUGGGCUUUUCAUCAAUUUUGAUCAAAAUGUUACACAUUCAGGCUAAGAUAUAUAUUGUUCUGUAUAAAUAUAACUUUGAAACGGCAUUUAAUGCAUGUUUCUUUUUAAACAAUUAUGAAGGCUUUUUAUGAGAUUAUUAGGUUAUAAGUGACUGGAUAAAAGAAUCCAGUAUGUUUACCACUUUGCUACUUCAGAUCAGCGUAUUAAUUCGAAAUUUAAUUUAGAAAACACUGAUUUAUGCUAAUAAAUUACUACAUCUUGCAUAUUAAACUCUUUAUAUAAGUGACAAUAUCGAACUUAUUCAGAGCUUAAAUUAGAAUCUUUCAAAAGUAAUAUCCAUGGAAGAUGUGAGUAGGAUGUUUUAAUUGUUAAUUUAGGGGAGUCUUUUAAGAUUUCGAUAACAAUGCUUUUGUUACACAAAUCCAUCUUAGUUUGUGUCAUUUUAUUGUCAAAUGAAAGCCUGAAUUUGUAAGCCCAAGACUGUUUGCCAGCGUCUUUUUAACGAUUUAUUAAUUGAAAGAUUUAUCUAAAUAAAACGUGCACCGGUACAAAGGGUAGGUGACCGUCAAUAAGACGGUAAUAAAACAAUAUAACCUCUUUAAAUAACUUUUCGCUGAAUAAUUAACCUUCUCAUGUUGCAUAAAUGCGUAUAUAGCCUUCAAACACAUGUUCGUCAUUUAACACUCAUCAUUUCUGUCUAUAGCACAGUUGAUAAGUAUGUCGAAAAUAUCAAAGAUGCAAUGUUGUUGCCUUUAGGUAUUUGGUUGGAGUUGGUCUUGGACCUAUAUGGUUUUUUUUUUUUAUUUUUUUAUUACUAUCUUAAACAUAAUUGAUAUACACUGUUUUCCUUUUUUACUAUUUUUCUUCUUAUUAUUUUAUUAUUCUAUAUAUUUUCUCGAAAUAUAAUAUUUACUUUGAUAUACAUGUAUUACCUCAAUAAAAAAUAUUUCAAAAACAAUGUUUAUCCAGCUGAAAAAUAUGUAUUUAUUUAAAAAAAAUGAUUUCAACGCGGCAAAAAAAAUCAAAAACAAAACAGAAAGGCAUGACGAGUUCAGUAAGCACAUAAAAUUUCAACAAAAUUGCAGCUAGUUUUUAGCGUGUGACCGCUGCAUUUUUAACGCCCUGUACGUUCUUAACAUGCACUUCAAUACUUUCGAUAAUUGCAAUGAGCAAUUUGUUUCCUUUUGUGGUAAUGACGACGUAACUACAAUACCUCAACAAACCACUGAGUAGGUUAAUACUUUGAGUUCAGACUUUUUAUUAGCGUCCUAUUUUUACGUAAUCAAUCAUUCAUUUUAUGUCCCCACCAUAAAAUGACUGGGAUAUAUAGUGUUACCCUGUUCCGUCAUUCCGUCAUCAUCAGUUUCCGUUCAAUAACUUAGUAAGGUUGCACAUAUUCAACUUUGAUUGGACACAUUGAUAUAUCAUGAGAAAGUACAGGUCAAAGUCGAAUUUGGUCAUGGUCCGAUGAUUUUUGACAGAGUUAUGCCCCUUGAGAUAAAAUGUUCAGUUUCCUUUCAUUAUCUCCUCAUCGAUAUUACACAUUCAACUCAAAUUUGACAUAUGGAUACGUCACAGGAAUGCGCUGGUCAAGUUCGGAUUCUGUCAUGGUUCAAUGAUUUUUGGCAGAGGUAUGGCCUUUUCAUUUUGAAAAUAAUAUGAAAUGUUCAGUUUCCGUUCAAUAUCUCACCAACGGUAUUACACAUUUAACUCAACUUUGACAUAUGGAUACGUCAAAGAAAUGAGCAGGUCAAGUUCGAAUUUGGUCAUGGUUGGAUGGUAUAAACGGAGUUGUGCCCCUUCCACUUUGAAAAUAAUAUAAAUUUCCAGUUUCCGUUCAUUAUCUCCCCAACGGUAUUACGCAUUCAUCAAAUUUGACAGAUGGAUACGUCAAAGGAAUGCACAUUCGAAUUUGGUCAUGAUUUAAUGA
Ruditapes philippinarum (Manila clam) is the source of this 3099-nucleotide messenger RNA. RefSeq lists its product as uncharacterized. The transcript is spliced from 5 exons. The record is from RefSeq and is a predicted model, not a curated record. Lineage: Eukaryota; Metazoa; Mollusca; Bivalvia; Venerida; Veneridae. Bases 498 to 1190 code for a protein of 230 amino acids.